CAGGGGACGUGACUUGGACAGAAAAUGGGACGAAAGGGGCCAGUCCUUGGUUAGGACCGCCCUUUCUCUUUGUUCGGCCCCAGGCCAUUCCCCUGAUCAUUGUAAGUAGGACAGUGGGUGCCUUAGCCCUGUCACCGCCUUCAAGCGGAAUUGGGCAGCACAGAGCUGCUGUCUUUGACCGGGAACGCGGUGCGUGGACACUGUGUGCUCCCCACUGUGUACAUUUGUUGUCCGCGGAAGUUUCUGCCAAAUCUUUAACACUUGCAGCCAAUUAAACACAAAUUCCUAAUGUCCGCAACUUCUAUUUGCGAUCAUUUAAUUUAUCACAGGCCUUUCCUGACAAGUAUUAGAAUCAGGUCCAAACUCUGUCUUAACCACCAAAAAGGGGGAAUUCUGAGCCCUUGCUCCUUCUCCACGGACCACUCUGCCCACCUCUUGCAGCCAAUCCUAUAGCCAGUGAGCGGGGCUGUGGCCUUGACCGGAGGAUUUCUCUCGUCAGUGACAGUCCCUCCUCCUUUUCUGAAUAGAGUCUGUCUGUCUUAGGGUGGAGAAUGUGUGGAUUCAGCACAAGGUUCUCCUGGAGAUAUGUAAAUGUGAAAAAGGAAUGACUCUUUGGAUGGAACAUGUCAAGCCGAUGAAGAUGGCGUGAGGAUGCUUGAAGGAUUAGCAGGAGUCUGAGCAGGGGCAGGAAAGCAGGUCAUCCAUGGAACAGGCAGCCAGCUGCGUUUCCCUUCUUUUUUUUUUUGCUCUUCCAAAAAAGAUUCCCUAAUAAGGGGGAGGAAUCCCCUUAUGUGAAAAAUGUGCACCCAGAGUAAAAAUUGCUGUGUCACUUUUUGGAAGCCCUCCUUUUCCUCUUUAUUUCCAAAAUAAAGCUUCCCCCCACCUUCUCCUCCCUCUUCUCCUCUUCGUCCUUCUCCUCCUCCUUCUCUUCUUCUCCUCCUCUUCUUCUUUUUCUCCUUCUCCCUCUCUUCUUCCUCCUCUCCCUUUCUUCCUCCUCCCCAUUCUUCUUCUUCUUCUUCUCUUCUUCUUCUUCUUCAAUAAAAUGUUAUUUCUGGAUAUGGUCAAUGUUGAAUUCAAGAGGUAUAAAAAGAAAUACUGUAAAACAAUAUGUUAAUAGCAUGGUAACUAGGUUUAUCAUGGUGAUCACUUUGCAAUAUGUUCAAAUAUCAAAUCAUUAUGUUGUACACCUGAAAUGAAUACAAUGUUGGAUGUCAAUUAGACUUUAAUAAAAAAAACUUACUGAGAUUAAAAUGCUAAAAUACUCUCCUUAAAGCAUAAAGUAUAGACACAUUAUGAAAAAAAUUUCACCUUGUCUUCAAUUCCACCUCUGAAGAAAGUUAUUAUUUCUAGUUUCUUGUGUAUACUUCCAGAGAUAGUCUAUAUAUGAGUGUAUUCUGACAUUAUGGAUUGAGCCCCGCAAAAAUAAAACAAGAUUUACAACCCAGAAAAAGACCGUCCUCGUUGUGCCCAAAGAGAAAGAGGUGAUCAUUAUGUGGAUUAUGUGAGAUUGUGAGGCUCCCUCCUAGAUUUUCUGAUUCACAUAGAAUUCUCUACAGAAGGAUAGUCCUUACGAUCCAUAGAUCAAAAGACAGACUCCAACCCUGCUGAGGUUAGACUCAAUAAAAUAAAAUCCAUUCAGAGUAUUUCCUGUUCUAAAUUGUGGGGCACAAACCAGUCAGGGAUUCUGCCAGCAGCAUCAUCGUGGAGUCUGUCGUUGGUCUACAAAUGUAAAUCACUCAGCCAGUGCAUUAGUCAGCUUGGAUUGCCAUAACAAAAUAGGACAGGCUGGGUGGCUUAAACAAUAGAAAUGUAUUUCUUAUUUUUUUUCCAAGGUGCUGGCAGGACUGGUUUCUAGCGAGGCCUCUGUUCCUGGCUUAUAGAUUUCUGCCUUCUCAUUGUGGUCUUUCCCUUGUGUGUGGGCAGACAGAGAGAGAGAGAGAGAGAGAGAGUUCUGUGUCUCUUUCUCUUCUUGUAAGGGCGCCAUUCUUAUCAGACCUGGGCCCUACCCUUAAAACCUCAUUUAACCUUAAUCACUUCCUUAAAGACUCUGUCUCCAAACAUAGUCACGUUGGAGGUGAGCGCUUCAACAUAUGAAUUUGGGGGGAACACAGUUCAGUCCACGACAAUGGUGGACCAUUAGCUAAUGGUGAUAACUAUUUUAAUGAAAUAAUAGCAGUGACUAUUUAAGUACCUACUCUGUGUUGGGCAAUGUACAGCUUGCUCUGUGCAUAUCAUUUAUAGUUCUCAAAAUAACUCCACAAGGUAGGCAUUAUUACUCCCAGGGAGUAAUACUUAACGAUUGAUCCGGUUUGAGUGCUGACCAAUCAGAAUGAACACUGACUAUAAACUAUGUUCCAGUGCCUGAGGGCUGAGGAGGAGCCCCAAAAGAUUCCAUUGCUCAGGUGAAAAAGGGGAGAUUUGGAGAGAUUAGGUGAAUUAUAUACAAGCUCAUACAGCUGGCAAAUGGUGGAUCAGGGACUGGAAACCACGUCUGUCAGACUCAACAUUAUUUUGUCCCUCCGCCAUUUCCACGGGAGCUGUCUGCAGAGGGUCUCCAUAGUUCUCCAUCUCAGUGAGCCUCGGAGUGUCUUCCAUCGUAUCCACAACUGACUUAACAGUGCCUGCUUUGGAAGAGGCUGGCUUAGUAUCAAGGUCAAUGUGCCUGUUGGCUCCUCUCAGAGCUGACCCAGACCUUGAUGCAAGGGCCUUCCUCACUGCCCACUCCGGCUCACGUCUGACAGUAUUGCAGGGUUUCUGAAUCCGGGUCUUUGCAAGGGGCCCCAGCUGUCUUUCCCAAAAGGCAUAUCUGGGUCUCUGGGGUCCUUUGCCUCCAUCCAUGAACUUGACCUCCACUGGUUGUCUGGAUCAGGUAUGUGUACCCAUGGUACAGCUUACACGUGUAUUUGAUCCGAUCUUGGGUCUUAGACUCCAGCCUGAUUAUCCAUCAUGAAGUACCAAACACCAGAAGUCUAGUACUUCUAGGCUAAAUCCAUUCUUUGAAUUACCUCCCAAUAACCUCCUCUUCCUGUUCCACGUGCUCCUCAUUCUCUCUACUUUCUUGGUGUUCUUCUUGCUUUCAUGUCCCGAUUUUUCCUCUUCUCCUUUUUUCUGUUCUCCCUCUGAUUUAGGGCUGUGUUAGCAUGUACUCAAGAAAGUAGUCUUCACUUUCCACAUUUAUGGCUUAAGAACAUUUCUGUCUCCUGGGCCGUCAGGGGCUCAGUGUAUCAGUGGGACAGUGUAUGAAACUUUCCAUCCAUCAGUCAGCGAUAUCUGUAAGCAAGCUGGAACUGGUCCCAGUUCAAGGCACUUUCAUUAAAGAUUAAAAAGCAGCCUGGAGCUUUUUUCUCUUUCUCGCCGCCAUCCUGCUCUGUGUGGCUGACUGUUUCUCACCAUGUCUUCUCACAAGACUUUCAGAAUCAAGCGAUUCCUGGCCAAGAAACAAAAGCAGAAUCACCCCAUUCCCCAGUGGAUUCGGAUGAAAACUGGUAAUAAAAUCAAGUACAACUCCAAGAGGCACUGGAGAAGAACCAAGCUGGGUCUAUAAAACGUCACACAUCAUGAGAUGACACACCUAAUUGGCACCACAUAUUCAAUUAAGUUGUGUGAAGAUCAUGUGUUCUAUCCUAUCACUCUGUAAACAUCCUUCCUACGUGGCCAUACACAUGCUUUAUCAUUGAAAUGAUUUUUCUCUGUUACUAUGCCCCUGCACCAGUAGGUUGGUUCAGGAAUAAAUGUGAGACCUUUCGUCUCUACUACUGCUGUGUUUCUGAUUUGUGAAGUACUGAACUCCCCCUCCUGUCAGAUCAUGCAUUGCACUGUCAGAUAGAACUUUCUGCAGUGAUAGAAAUGUCCCUUGACAACCAAGUAUGUAAAGUGUGGCUAGGGGGCGCCUGGGUGGCUCAGU
Molecule: messenger RNA, 3904 nt
Organism: Mirounga angustirostris (Northern elephant seal)
Lineage: Eukaryota; Metazoa; Chordata; Mammalia; Carnivora; Phocidae
Product: large ribosomal subunit protein eL39-like
Exons: 1
Coding region: 3392-3544 (50 amino acids)
Biological process (GO): translation
Cellular component (GO): cytosolic large ribosomal subunit; ribosome
Molecular function (GO): structural constituent of ribosome
Source: RefSeq, a predicted model, not a curated record